This is a messenger RNA of Sapajus apella (tufted capuchin), 1824 nucleotides long. It is a transcript of the gene CLDN22, whose product is annotated as claudin 22. Bases 2 to 664 code for a protein of 220 amino acids. The record is from RefSeq and is a predicted model, not a curated record. Lineage: Eukaryota; Metazoa; Chordata; Mammalia; Primates; Cebidae. Gene Ontology annotation, cellular component: bicellular tight junction; plasma membrane. The transcript has a single exon. Gene Ontology annotation, molecular function: structural molecule activity. Gene Ontology annotation, biological process: bicellular tight junction assembly; cell adhesion.
AAUGGCUUUAAUCUUUAGGAUAGCCAUGCAAUUUGUUGGACUUUUAUUAUCUUUCCUGGGAUGGAUUUUAUCCAUUAUUACAACUUAUUUGCCACACUGGAAGAACCUCAACCUGGACUUAAAUGAAAUGGAAAACUGGACCAUGGGACUCUGGCAAACCUGUGUUGUCCAAGAGGAAGUGGGGAUGCAGUGCAAGGACUUUGACUCCUUCCUGGCUUUGCCUGCUCAACUCAGGAUCUCCAGGAUCUUAAUGUUUCUGUCAAAUGGGCUGGGAUUUCUGGGCCUGCUGGCAUCCGGGUUUGGCCUGGACUGUUUGAGAAUUGGAGAGAGUCAGAGAGAUCUCAAGAGGCGACUGCUAAUCCUGGGAGGAAUUCUGUCCUGGACCUCGGGAAUCACAGCCCUGGUUCCUGUCUCUUGGGUUGCCCACACGACAGUUCAGGAGUUCUGGGAUGAGACCGUCCCAGACAUUGUCCCCAGGUGGGAGUUUGGGGAGGCCCUCUUUCUGGGCUGGUUUGCYGGACUUUCUCUUGUASUAGGAGGGUGUCUGCUCAACUGUGCAGCCUGCUCCAGCCACGUUCCCCUAGCUUCGGGCCACUGUGCAGUGGUACAAAUGGAAGAUGAUCAUCAGCAAUUGGAGACGAGAAACACCAGCCUGAAAAACUAAGCCAGAAACGACAAGCGUCUGCUGUGCAGGAGGAGCCAGCUCAAUGCUGGGUUUGGUAGGAUUUCCCACUAUCAUCAUCUCACUAUGCUUCUUGUUUUCUAAAAUGUAUUUUUUCCUGUGGCUAGUAAACUAUAAUUUCUUUCUAGGACUGGUGAACCACUUCUAUCUUCCACUCUGAGACCAAAACCAAUCAAGACUUAAUAGUAAUGACACCCAUUACCAUGGAUGAGUUUUCUCGAUUUUAAAAUGGUGACUGCAUAGAAGUGGUAAAUAAAGCAUUAAAUUAAUCCUUAUGUACCUUUGAAGGUAUUAUUCAUAUGGAGCUGAAUCAUUUUGGCAUUCAUGUACUUCUUUCAGGUGUUUAAGGUAACCUAGUACGAUAAACCUGAGGUCCUGUUGCAUAUUCAUUUAAAAUGCACGACAUCUUAUUAUAUUAAAUUAUCAUUGGCUCCUUAAAAGCUUUAGAAGUAAAAGGUGUAGACACAUCUCCUUCGGAGUCAGAGAUCUCAGUAUCUCCAUGAAGCCUUUUUUCAAAAUGCAGCCACCUUCAAUCAUGCCUUCUUUACUAUGUCAGAAGCAGGAGGGCCAUCUUGUGCUUUGGAUGAGUCACGUAGACUGGGCCGCACAAUCGUGCUUCUGCAUCCUGUGCUCUGUAUUUGAUGGGCAGCACUUCUGGCUUCGCCGGCUCUGCAGCCUAGGGGCGCGCAGCAGGCCAGGCCAGGUGUGCGGGUGGAGAGCCUCCUGGGAAGGCUGCCUCACCGUGCAGCGUACCGCCAGCCCAGACGGUGCGACGACAGAGCACAUAUUCCGGAGCCCUUCAUUUUAUUUGCACAAUGAAAAUACUUCCUCCUUUUUAUCAGCAAUACACAUAGUUCCAACAAGAACUAUUCAUCGCAAACUGUUGGCCUGGAGAUUUCUUCAUGAAAUAUUUUGUAUUUGCUUGGUACAUGGCUCAAGGAAAUUCUUGUAUUUGUGCCAAUCAGGGAAAUAAACUGAACAAUAAACGACACUGAAAUAGAGUGUUAGGCAAUAUGUAUCUUUGUUUUUUGUUUUUUAAAAAAAACCCACUGAAUUUUUUUCCACCCACAAACACAUGGAAAGUGCAGAAACCAAAGUUAAUCUAUGUGAUGUAUUUGCAUACGUUUACAAACAAGACAAAU